This is a messenger RNA of Dimorphilus gyrociliatus, 8122 nucleotides long. The record is from the annotation of a GenBank genome assembly. NCBI's taxonomy places the organism in Eukaryota, Metazoa, Annelida, Polychaeta, Dinophilidae.
UAUGCAAUCAACAACAACAGCUACAACAGCAGCACCAACAACAACAACUGAAGCUACAACAACAACAGCUGCACCAACUACAACAACAACUACAACAGCAGCACCAACAACAACAACCACUCUUGUAUCUACAACAACAAUGUCAGUUAAACCAACUGAAGGUACAACAACAACACCUGCCGUUAUUGAAACAACCACAACUACUGCAGGAACAACAACCAAAAUCUGUCCAUUCCAAGAGACAAUGGACAAUCCUGCUGUAAUUGGUCAAGGCCAAAUCAAGACUAGCCCAUCUGAAGAAGGUUCAAAUGAUAAGGUUCGUUUGGACAAGGAAGGAUGGACACCCAAAGUUCCAACCAGCUCAACUGAAGAAAAACCAUAUGUUGAUAUUGACCUCGAUGUUGGUGAUGACAGUAAUGAACCAUAUGUUGAAAAGGUCAUUAUUAAGGGCAAUACUCAGAUAGUAUCAGUAUACAAAAAGAAUGUCAAUGAUGAUGAUUGGACUGGAAUUGUUGAAGAUGUUGAAGUUAAGGAAAAUGGAGAAGUUGUCUUCCCCACAGUUGUAAAGGCCGAUUCUAUAAGAAUUGUACUUGUUAAACCUGAAGAUAAUGAGGAUGGUUCUCCAGUAACUAACUACAGAGUUAAUGUUGGAGUACAUGCUUGUAUCACACCAACUAUGACUACAACAACAUCAGCUCCAACAACAACUAUGACUACAACUACACCUGUAGCUACAACAACAACAGAAGCUACUACAACAGCAGCUCCUACAACAACAACUACUACAACAGCUGCUCCAACAACUACAGCUGGUACAACAACAGAAGCUACAACAACAACAACAAUGAAACCAACUGAAAGUACAACUUUGAGUACAACAACUACUACUAGCACAACAACAACAACAACUGCUAUGGUAACAACUACCACAACUCCAGCAGAAACAACAACAGUCAAGAUCUGUAACUUUGAAGAAGGUAUGGAUGAACCACAAUUUAUCCCAGCUGGACAACUUGAAUCAAGCCCAGAUACCACUGACAAAGAAAACAACCCAUUGACAAACUUGAGACCAAAGAGUGGAAAGGCUUUCGUAUUGCCUGUUCCAAAGAAGGACUCUGAUGAAAAGAAACCAUUUGUCACAGUUGACUUGACACCAACUGAUGAUACUGCUGCUCCAUUUGUUGAGAAGGUACGCUUCCCAGAAUCAAACAUUGGAAAGGUUACAAUCAAGAGAUUGGUACCAGCCAGUGAAAAGAAUGCUGGACAAUAUGAAACUGUUGCUGAUAAUGAAACACCAACUGGUGAUGAUAAUACAAUCAAAUUCACAACACCAGUCCGCAUGGAUAAGAUCCAAAUCAUUUUGGAAGAACCACAAAAUGAUGAUGAUACUGAAUACAAACUUCAUGUUGCUAUACAUGCCUGCUUCAAGGUUAAAGUAACAACAACAACUCAACCACCAACAACAACAACUACAACAGCUGCACCAACAACAACUACUGAAGCUACAACAACAACAGCUGCACCAACUACAACAACAACUACAACAGCAGCACCAACAACAACUAUGACCACAACAGCUGCACCAACAACAACUACUGAAGCUACAACUACAAUUACUGUUCCAUCAACAACUACAGUUACUACAACAACAACUACAACACCAGCACCAACCACAACUGAAGCUACAACAACAGCACCAACUACAACAUCAACAACAGCAGCUCCAACCACAACAAAAACUACUACUACUACCACAGCAGCACCAACAACAACUACUGUUCAAUCUACAACAACAAUGUCAGUUAAACCAACUGAGGGUACAACAACAACACCUGCCAUUGUUACAACAACAACAACUGCUGAAACAACAACAACUAAGGUCUGUCCAUUCAAAGAGACAAUGAAAGAUUCAACAAUCAUUCCAAAGAAACUUAUUAAGACAACUCCUGAAGAUGGAGAAGAUUCAAAUGAUAAGGUUCGUUUGGGUAAGGAAGGCUGGAUUACAAAUGUUCCAACAUCCAGUGAUCAACCUAAACCAACUGUUGAAAUUAAAUUGAAUCGCCAAGAUGAUCCUGAAGAUCCCUAUGUUGAAAAGGUUAUUGUUAAGGGAAUGCUGGCAAGAAGGUGGAGACAUUGUCUUCCCAAGGUUCAAAAGAUCAACACUAUCAAGAUUGUAUUGGAAGAACCUACAUUGAAUGAAGAUGGAACCCAGCAAAGAAAUACAAGGUCAACAUUGGAAUCAGUGCUUGUAUCUCAUACACUGGUAAUUACAACAACAACAACCACACCAACUCCAACAACAACAACAGAAGCAACUACAACUAUGGCACCAACAACAACAGAAACAACAACAACAACAGCUGCUACAACCACAACUGCUAGAACAACAACUACAACUUCUGCAACAACUACAACAACUGCUAUGGUAACAACUACCACAACUCCAGCAGAAACAACAACAGUCAAGAUCUGUAACUUUGAAGAAGGUAUGGAUGAACCACAAUUUAUCCCAGCUGGACAACUUGAAUCAAGCCCAGAAACCACUGACAAAGAAAACAACCCAUUGACAAACUUGAGACCAAAGAGCGGAAAGGCUUUCGUAUUGCCUGUUCCAAAGAAGGACUCAGAUGAAAAGAAACCAUUUGUCACAGUUGACUUGACACCAACUGAUGAUACUGCUGCUCCAUUUGUUGAGAAGGUACGCUUCCCAGAAUCAAACAUUGGAAAGGUUACAAUCAAGAGAUUGGUACCAGCCAGUGAAAAGAAUGCUGGACAAUACGAAACUGUUGUUACAAGCCAAAAACUUGAUGAUGAUAAUACAAUCAAAUUCACAACACCAGUCCGCAUGGAUAAGAUCCAAAUCAUUUUGGAAGAACCACAAAAUGAUGAUGAUACUGAAUACAAACUUCAUGUUGCUAUACAUGCUUGCUUCAAGGUUAAAAUAACAACAACAACUCAACCACCAACAACAACAACUACAACAGCUGCACCAACUACAACUACUGAAGCUACAACAACAACAGCAGCACCAACAACAACCACUACUCUUCCAUCAACUACAACAGUUGUUGUUACAACUCCAUCUACAACUAUGCAAUCAACAACAACAGCUACAACAGCAGCACCAACAACAACAACUGAAGCUACAACAACAACAGCUGCACCAACUACAACAACAACUACAACAGCAGCACCAACAACAACAACCACUCUUGUAUCUACAACAACAAUGUCAGUUAAACCAACUGAAGGUACAACAACAACACCUGCCGUUAUUGAAACAACCACAACUACUGCAGGAACAACAACCAAAAUCUGUCCAUUCCAAGAGACAAUGGACAAUCCUGCUGUAAUUGGUCAAGGCCAAAUCAAGACUAGCCCAUCUGAAGAAGGUUCAAAUGAUAAGGUUCGUUUGGACAAGGAAGGAUGGACACCAAAGGUUCCAACCAGCUCAACUGAAGAAAAACCAUAUGUUGAUAUUGACCUCGAUGUUGGUGAUGACAGUAAUGAACCAUAUGUUGAAAAGGUCAUUAUUAAGGGCAAUACUCAGAUAGUAUCAGUAUACAAAAAGAAUGUCAAUGAUGAUGAUUGGACUGGAAUUGUUGAAGAUGUUGAAGUUAAGGAAAAUGGAGAAGUUGUCUUCCCCACAGUUGUAAAGGCCGAUUCUAUAAGAAUUGUACUUGUUAAACCUGAAGAUAAUGAGGAUGGUUCUCCAGUAACUAACUACAGAGUUAAUGUUGGAGUACAUGCUUGUAUCACACCAACUAUGACUACAACAACAUCAGCUCCAACAACAACUAUGACUACAACUACACCUGUAGCUACAACAACAACAGAAGCUACUACAACAGCAGCUCCUACAACAACAACUACUACAACAGCUGCUCCAACAACUACAGCUGGUACAACAACAGAAGCUACAACAACAACAACAAUGAAACCAACUGAAAGUACAACUUUGAGUACAACAACUACUACUAGCACAACAACAACAACAACUGCUAUGGUAACAACUACCACAACUCCAGCAGAAACAACAACAGUCAAGAUCUGUAACUUUGAAGAAGGUAUGGAUGAACCACAAUUUAUCCCAGCUGGACAACUUGAAUCAAGCCCAGAUACCACUGACAAAGAAAACAACCCAUUGACAAACUUGAGACCAAAGAGUGGAAAGGCUUUCGUAUUGCCUGUUCCAAAGAAGGACUCUGAUGAAAAGAAACCAUUUGUCACAGUUGACUUGACACCAACUGAUGAUACUGCUGCUCCAUUUGUUGAGAAGGUACGCUUCCCAGAAUCAAACAUUGGAAAGGUUACAAUCAAGAGAUUGGUACCAGCCAGUGAAAAGAAUGCUGGACAAUAUGAAACUGUUGCUGAUAAUGAAACACCAACUGGUGAUGAUAAUACAAUCAAAUUCACAACACCAGUCCGCAUGGAUAAGAUCCAAAUCAUUUUGGAAGAACCACAAAAUGAUGAUGAUACUGAAUACAAACUUCAUGUUGCUAUACAUGCCUGCUUCAAGGUUAAAGUAACAACAACAACUCAACCACCAACAACAACAACUACAACAGCUGCACCAACAACAACUACUGAAGCUACAACAACAACAGCUGCACCAACUACAACAACAACUACAACAGCAGCACCAACAACAACUAUACCACAACAGCUGCACCAACAACAACUACUGAAGCUACAACUACAAUUACUGUUCCAUCAACAACUACAGUUACUACAACAACAACUACAACACCAGCACCAACCACAACUGAGCUACAACAACAGCACAACUACAACAUCACAACAGCAGCUCCACCACAACAAAAACUACUACUACUACCACAGCAGCACCAACAACAACUACUGUUCAAUCUACAACAACAAUACAACUCCUGAAGAUGGAGAAGAUUCAAAUGAUAAGGUUCGUUUGGGUAAGGAAGGCUGGAUUACAAAUGUUCCAACAUCCAGUGAUCAACCUAAACCAACUGUUGAAAUUAAAUUGAAUCGCCAAGAUGAUCCUGAAGAUCCCAUGUUGAAAAGGUUAUUGUUAAGGGAAAUGCUGGCAGGUAUCUAUAUACAAGAAACAAGAACAGAUGAUGAUUACACACCAAUCCAAACUAAUGUUGAUGUACCAAAAGAAGGUGGAGACAUUGUCUUCCCCAAGGUUCAAAAGAUCAACCACUAUCAAGAUUGUAUUGGAAGAACUACAUUGAAUGAAGAUGGAACCCAGCAAAGAAAUACAAGUUACAACAACAACAACCACACCAACUCCAACAACAACAACAGAAGCAACUACAACUAUGCACCAACAACAACAGAAACAACAACAACAACAGCUGCUACAACCACAACUGCUAGAACAACAACUACAACUUCUGCAACAACUACAACAACUGCUAUGGUAACAACUACCACAACUCCAGCAGAAACAACAACAGUCAAGAUCUGUAACUUUGAAGAAGGUAUGGAUGAACCACAAUUUAUCCCAGCUGGACAACUUGAAUCAAGCCCAGAAACCACUGACAAAGAAAACAACCCAUUGACAAACUUGAGACCAAAGAGCGGAAAGGCUUUCGUAUUGCCUGUUCCAAAGAAGGACUCAGAUGAAAAGAAACCAUUUGUCACAGUUGACUUGACACCAACUGAUGAUACUGCUGCUCCAUUUGUUGAGAAGGUACGCUUCCCAGAAUCAAACAUUGGAAAGGUUACAAUCAAGAGAUUGGUACCAGCCAGUGAAAAGAAUGCUGGACAAUACGAAACUGUUGUUACAAGCCAAAAACUUGAUGAUGAUAAUACAAUCAAAUUCACAACACCAGUCCGCAUGGAUAAGAUCCAAAUCAUUUUGGAAGAACCACAAAAUGAUGAUGAUACUGAAUACAAACUUCAUGUUGCUAUACAUGCUUGCUUCAAGGUUAAAAUAACAACAACAACUCAACCACCAACAACAACAACUACAACAGCUGCACCAACUACAACUACUGAAGCUACAACAACAACAGCAGCACCAACAACAACCACUACUCUUCCAUCAACUACAACAGUUGUUGUUACAACUCCAUCUACAACUAUGCAAUCAACAACAACAGCUACAACAGCAGCACCAACAACAACAACUGAAGCUACAACAACAACAGCUGCACCAACUACAACAACAACUACAACAGCAGCACCAACAACAACAACCACUCUUGUAUCUACAACAACAAUGUCAGUUAAACCAACUGAAACAAUGGACAAUCCUGCUGUAAUUGGUCAAGGCCAAAUCAAGACUAGCCCAUCUGAAGAAGGUUCAAAUGAUAAGGUUCGUUUGGACAAGGAAGGAUGGACACCAAAGGUUCCAACCAGCUCAACUGAAGAAAAACCAUAUGUUGAUAUUGACCUCGAUGUUGGUGAUGACAGUAAUGAACCAUAUGUUGAAAAGGUCAUUAUUAAGGGCAAUACUCAGAUAGUAUCAGUAUACAAAAAGAAUGUCAAUGAUGAUGAUUGGACUGGAAUUGUUGAAGAUGUUGAAGUUAAGGAAAAUGGAGAAGUUGUCUUCCCCACAGUUGUAAAGGCCGAUUCUAUAAGAAUUGUACUUGUUAAACCUGAAGAUAAUGAGGAUGGUUCUCCAGUAACUAACUACAGAGUUAAUGUUGGAGUACAUGCUUGUAUCACACCAACUAUGACUACAACAACAUCAGCUCCAACAACAACUAUGACUACAACUACACCUGUAGCUACAACAACAACAGAAGCUACUACAACAGCAGCUCCUACAACAACAACUACUACAACAGCUGCUCCAACAACUACAGCUGCCACAACAACAACAACAACUGCUAUGGUAACAACUACCACAACUCCAGCAGAAACAACAACAGUCAAGAUCUGUAACUUUGAAGAAGAUACCACUGACAAGAAACAACCCAUUGACAAACUUGAGACCAAAGAGUGGAAAGCUUUCGUAUUGCCUGUUCCAAAGAAGGACUCUGAUGAAAAGAAACCAUUUGUCACAGUUGACUUGACACCAACUGAUGAUACUGCUGCUCCAUUUGUUGAGAAGGUACGCUUCCCAGAAUCAAACAUUGGAAAGGUUACAAUCAAGAGAUUGGUACCAGCCAGUGAAAAGAAUGCUGGACAAUAUGAAACUGUUGCUGAUAAUGAAACACCAACUGGUGAUGAUAAUACAAUCAAAUUCACAACACCAGUCCGCAUGGAUAAGAUCCAAAUCAUUUUGGAAGAACCACAAAAUGAUGAUGAUACUGAAUACAAACUUCAUGUUGCUAUACAUGCCUGCUUCAAGGUUAAAGUAACAACAACAACUCAACCACCAACAACAACAACUACAACAGCUGCACCAACUACAACUACUGAAGCUACAACAACAACAGCUGCAACAACUACAACAACAGAAGCUACAACUAUCAUUGAUUCAACAACUUCUGUGGCUGCAACUACUAGCUUGAGCACUGAAGGAUCUACCAGCUUUGUGGUACCUUCUACUACCGUCUUUGUUACGACAACACCGGAACCCACUUCAAGUUCUCCUGAAACUUCAAGCAGUCCUGCUGGUACCACCUCUACUGUAGAGUCAACAACAACAAUUGAACUUAGUUCCACUGCAGGAACCACCACAUCAACGGCAGUUGUUUUUACAUCAACGACACCGGUUGGAACAACUACUAAAGUUUGCCCAUUCAGUGAAACAAUGAAUAACCCAGCGCAAAUUAGUGAUAAACAAAUUUCUGUUUAUCCUGCGGAAGAAGGUGUUGGAAAGAAGAUUAGACCUAAUGGAGUAGGUUGGACGCCUUCUGUACCAGAAUCUGAAUCUGAUAAUAAACCUUAUGUUGAUAUUGACUUAAACCCCUAUGAUAUUCCUGAGGAACCAUUUGCUGAAAAGGUUAUAUUGAAAGGAAAUGCAAAGAAAAUCACUAUUUUAAGAAAGAAAUUAAGGGAUGAUACAUUUUUGCCUGUAUUGGAAAAUGUUGAUGUACCUGAGAAUGGCGAAGUUGUUUUCCCUGAAGUAAAACGUGUUGACACUUUGAGAAUUGUUCUUUUAGAACCAGAAGAAGAUACUAAUGGUACCCUUCCAGAGAAUUAUCAAGUUACAAUUGGAGUACAUGCUUGCAUAAAACCAACAAGUUAG